UCACUUUUCAGUACCGCUUUUCAAAUAAUAAACUUGGGGCAAGAAGAAGAGGGAAAGUCAGUAAACAAUGGCGAUUACGAGGAGCACAAUAUCCAUGGAACAACCCCAAUACACUCCUCUUCUUUCUCAUACAUCUUCUACUACUGCAGAACAAAACCAUAAUCCAAUCAACAAUAACAAUGAACAACAACACCAACAACAACAACCUAUUUCUACUGAAUCAGUUUCAAAUUAUGAGCAAACCAGAGAACUAAGAAUCAAAGAGAACCGUGAACGUUUACAGAAACUCGGCAUUGUUGAUCUCUCCCUUCAACUUAAAACCAUUGCUUCUACUAAACGAACUCCUAGAAAUUCUCACAGAAAAACACCCGUAAAGUCUCCGUCUUUGGGUUCUACUGACCCUCCUCGUCGUUCUUCAAGGCUGCAAAAUGUGCCACUGGUGACCUACACCGAGCCAAAGGAGGAUAAAUCAAAGAGAUCUAAGGAUGUUGUGUUGGAAGAGGGGGCAAAGCCUGAGUUUUAUACUGAAGAGCAUGAGAAGCUGUUGGGGGAUACUGAGAUGCCCUGGACCUUUUUUGUUGAUGGAUGUAGAGUGGAUGGAACCCGAAUUUAUGAUCCCAUUAAUGGGAAGACUUGCCAUCAGUGCCGGCAGAAGACUCUUGGGCAACGUACUCGCUGCUGCCAAUGCAAUCUCGUUCGAGGACAGUUUUGUGGGGAUUGUCUUUUAAUGAGGUAUGGUGAGCAUGUUGUGGAAGCCAAUCAAAACCCGAAUUGGAUUUGCCCACCUUGUCGUGGGAUUUGCAACUGCAGCUUGUGCCGCAUAGCAAAAGGAUGGGUUCCAACUGGGGCUAUCUACAAAAGGAUCAAGAAUUUAGGAUUCAAAUCAGUGGCUCAUUAUCUUAUUAUGACAAAACGGGCUCCACCCGAAUCAGAAGUAAGUUCUGAUGCUCCGCAAUCGGCAAAAAGAGCUCUCCCUUUUGAGGGCAUGGAGAUAACUAACGAUAAUGGUUCUGACGACAAAGCGAUGGUUGUAUACACUGAAAUCAACCCACAAUCUGAAUUUGAUUCUACAACUGUUGUUGAGUCAGCUUCAAGUUCAGGAGAUAUUGGAAGACCGAUAAUGGAGUCUAAAACCGAAGAAAUUGGUGCUGCUGGAAAAUCAGUGAGAAAAAGCGACGAGUCAGAAUCUAAGCCGAGGAGAGUUGGAAGACCACGGAAGAGACCAAAGAAAGAAAAUACUGAUGCUGUAGAAGAAUCACUGAGAAUCAGUGCUGAAUCAGACAGAGCGAGGGCGGGGUCUCAAAAAGGACAUAUCGAUGCUGGUGUGGAAUUUGGGGAAGUAAUUGGAACCGCAAAACCUGAGCCUAUUUCUGACAUGAAUAGUCCGAAUACGUCUACGUUUUUUGAUGAGUCAAACUCCGAAUUUGUCAGAAGAUCAACUAGUAGUUCUACGAAAGAAAAUGAUGGUCUUGAGGACUCCGAGAAAACAAGUGUGACUACUAGAGAUGGACCUGUUUCCACCAUGGAGAAAUCAAACGAUUCAGAUUCUAAGGCCGAUAUAUUGCUGGAAGACUAACAGUUUGUUAUGCGGUAUUAGCCCCUCUUCUCAAGUGCAAGUUUCUUGCUCGAUACAGGUUACAUUUUGUUAAGGAUAACCAAUUUUGUGACACGCUUGAAUGAACUAUUUUUGGGGGUUGAAUGAAUGUAUCACGUGGAACUUAAAAGGGUUGAUCAUGAAGUAUUGAUUGUGACGCGCUUGAAUGAACUAUUUUUGGGGGUUGAAUUAAUGUAUCACGUGGAACUUAAAAGGGUUGAUCAUGAAGUAUCGGUUGUAAUGUAAUUGUAUACGCAAAUUGUAGAUCUUAUGGAAAGCUAACUACUCCCGUCUCUUAAUGUUCGUUUGCUCCAUUAACCUACUCUUCCGAGUGCUUUUGAAUGAAAUGGGGUAUACAUUGAGAGGACGGUAGGAGUAAUUGUAUCGAAGUACUUAAACGAUGUGCUCGUUGCUACAAUGCGCUCUUUAAAAUGUAUCAUUUGAGCCUUUGCUUCUC
Amaranthus tricolor (Joseph's coat) is the source of this 2051-nucleotide messenger RNA. RefSeq lists its product as uncharacterized. Lineage: Eukaryota; Viridiplantae; Streptophyta; Magnoliopsida; Caryophyllales; Amaranthaceae. The transcript is spliced from 5 exons. Gene Ontology annotation, cellular component: nucleus. Gene Ontology annotation, biological process: regulation of DNA-templated transcription. The record is from RefSeq and is a predicted model, not a curated record. The coding region runs from base 68 to 1576 and encodes 502 amino acids.